Pocillopora meandrina is the source of this 442-nucleotide messenger RNA. The record is from the annotation of a GenBank genome assembly. Lineage: Eukaryota; Metazoa; Cnidaria; Anthozoa; Scleractinia; Pocilloporidae.
AUGUUCCUUUUAUUCCAAAGGAUACUUAACGAGGAUACACAACUAACAAAUAUGUUAGACAGCUGUUUGGUCUUUUUGGCACACAACAGAUCACCUUGUGUGUCACAUAUACUCAAACGUGUUGGUAAAGAUCCACGUCCCCCGAGUGGUGCCCAUGUCUUGAUUCUGACACAAGUUGGUGUUACCAAAGACCAAGUCAGUGCUGCGUGGUUGUCAGGUAUAUGAUGUUGUUGGUGCAUGCCCCCAUGUUUCGUUAGAGGAAAGUGAUCAGCCUUGAUACAUUAAUAGUCCAAUUUUCUUAUCACUAGGUGAUAAAUUGAAAGCAGAGGAGGUAAUCAGAAACACCACAGUGAACCUCCACCAUGUAAAGGCCAUCUCUCUACAAAGGUAUACCAACAGUAAACUUCAUAUAUUCUAUACUUUCUUCUGUGUAACUUGUUAA